Molecule: messenger RNA, 969 nt
Organism: Thalassophryne amazonica
Lineage: Eukaryota; Metazoa; Chordata; Actinopteri; Batrachoidiformes; Batrachoididae
Product: myosin-binding protein C, fast-type-like
Exons: 7
Coding region: 1-954 (317 amino acids)
Molecular function (GO): protein binding
Source: RefSeq, a predicted model, not a curated record
AUGUCUCUUUUGGUAUUAGAACACCCUAAGAUUCGCCUGCCUCGUGAACUGAGAACAAAGUACAUCAGAAGAGUGGGAGACAAGAUCAACCUGACUAUCCCAUUCCAGGGUAAACCGCGUCCUGUUGCCACCUGGUACAAAGAUGGUCAGCCCAUUGACCCCAAAGUGGUCAACGUCCGUAACUCCAAUGUGGACAGCAUCUUGUUCAUCCGCUCCGCAGAGAGAGAGCACUCUGGAAAAUAUGAGCUGGUUCUACAGAUUGAGAACAUGGAGGACAGGGCUACCAUCGAAAUAAGGAUUGUUGAGAAGCCUGGGCCCCCUGUGAACAUGAGGGUGGUCGAUGUCUGGGGCUUCAAUGCCGCACUGGAGUGGGAGUCCCCUAGAGAUGAUGGAAACUGCGAAAUUACUGGUUACACCAUCCAGAAGGCCGACAUGAAGACCAAGGAAUGGUUCACGGUUUACGAGCACAACAGACGUACACACUGCACAGCCACAGACCUGAUCAUGGGCAACGAAUACAUGUUCCGCGUGUACAGUGAGAACUUCUGUGGGCUGAGCGAGGAGCCACGCAUGUGCAAGAAUACAGCUGUCAUCGCUAAGACAGGUCUGGUUCAAAAACAACACUCCUACAGGGAGAAGGAAAUAACCUGUGUGCCCAAGUUUACCCAACCACUUGUAGACAGAUCCGUAGUGGCCGGUUACAGCACCGCCAUCAGCUGUGCCGUCAGAGGAUUUCCCAAGCCUAAGAUCACGUGGAUGAAGAACAGGAUGAUCAUUGGAGAGGAUCCCAAGUAUUUGAUGCAGAACAACCAAGGAGUGCUGACCCUUAACAUUCGCAAGCCCAGCACCUUUGAUGGGGGGAAGUACUCCUGCAUGGCUGUCAAUGAGUUGGGGAAGGAUGAAGUGGAGUGCACUCUGAAUGUCCGCAUUCCCACAGCCCCGAGCAAAGAGUAAAACAAGUGAGAAGCC